AUGUCUUCUCACGACAACAAUAACAACAACUCCAACGAGCCAUCCAGAAUAUCCGGAAAUAAGGAAUACUACCAAGGCGCUGCCAAAGAAAAAGUAGGUCAACUCUUAGGCAAUGAAAAACUCCAGGCAGAGGGCAACUACGCCAAGAAUAAGGGAAUGGCUGAGGUUGAGGCGGCCAAGACGAAAGGCUACGCGGAGGGAACAACCGACAAAACCAAGGGUACUGUUAAGAAUACAGUCGGCUCUGCAAUCGGUAACGAACAAUGGCAAGCGGAAGGUCAGGCGGAUAAAGCGGCGGGUAAUGCCAAACAGGAGGCGAACAAGUAA
Messenger RNA from Paraglomus occultum, 327 nucleotides. NCBI's taxonomy places the organism in Eukaryota, Fungi, Glomeromycota, Glomeromycetes, Paraglomerales, Paraglomeraceae. The record is from the annotation of a GenBank genome assembly.